UUGCUUCCAAUUUUUCGGUUCAGAUUUGUGCUCAAUGAACAACGAUUUAUGUUAGGGUUUGGUUGUAAUUAUGUUCAAUUGUUACUGGGCUUGAAACGCUAUACUUCAAUUUGGAAUAAUCAGUGUUAUAACUUCAAUUUUCAUCAAGUUCUAGUUCAUUUUCAAACUAUUUUGGAGUCUUGUUGUUCGUUUUUGAAGCUUUCAUGCUUCGUUGUGUAUAUGGAUAGCUAAUUGUCAAUUCGGGUAAUUUUUUUUUUUUUUUUUUGUUGAAUGUGAGUAAAGUAUAGAAGCUAAAGUCUGGAUAUAAUUGAGUGUUCACCUUUUGGAAAAAACGAUAAUAAAUAUAUGAAUCAUAAAGUUCAAAUCUUUUUAUUUAUUUUUUUCUUAUUUUCCUGGGAAAGCAGAGUGUGAGGUAGUGUUUAGUAUCUUAAUGUAGCUAUGUUUAUUUGAAGUUUUUACUAUUUUGUGGGUUUUAUUCAAAUGUUAGCUAAAAACUCUGGAACUAUAUCAUGAACUAUAAGGUGCUGAUAAUUAAGUUGUUGCUGAUGAGUGACUGUGACUGACAUGAAAUUGUGGGUAAAGAAAGACUAGUAGCUGUUGAUUUUGAAUUGUGAAAUAUAAUGACUUAAGAUUUGAGAAUCCAUCAAUCGUCUGCUCUACCUUGAAAAAUGAUUGUAUAUUGGUGCGGGUGAUUUGAACUGUCAUCAAGUAUAUCACAUGUAAAUUGAUAAUAAAAAAAUUGAAAAGAGGGGUGACAUUUGAGAGUAUUUGAGUUGUUAGGCUUGUGGUUUGCUCUUUAGUUCUGAUUUUCAAUUGCUUUGGCCUACCUACUCAGUGAAAGUCCAAGGGUUCUUACUUCCCAAAGAUUGUAAGGCUCAGCAAGGGUCCUAGUUUUCUAAUCCAGUUCAUAAAUGGGUUUAAAGAAUUUAUGGGUUAAAAUUAGUGGAGGGGAGACUGGAGGUUACAAUUAGAUGAAAUGCAAAUAGUGGAAUUUUUUGGAAAUGUAAGGUCAUUUAAGAGGAAUAUUUGUUUUAGUUGGCCGAAGGAGUGAGAAGCGUCAAAUUGAAUAAUUAAAAUCUUCAUUUUUUACUUUUGGCAUAAAAAUAAACUGGGCCUAUUUGAGUUUUAUUAUCUGUGUACUUUAUUUGUUUUUUUGUGUAUACUUGGUAUCCUCUAAUACGAUAAAUUCUUUUAUGAUUGAGCAGUUUAAAAGUUGAACAAUCAAUGCAGUGCAUAAUUUUAUUACUGAAUGGACAAAUGUUCAAGUAUUUAAAUUCUGGAUUUAAAUAACAAUAAGUAGCUUAGAUGUUAGCAAAAGGAAGGAAGGUUCCUGUCAGGGGAGAAGCAGCGCCAGUGAACUAUGCAUUUGGCCCACAUGAGGAUGACGUAAUAAUAAAGCACAGACUUCUAACCCGAACGACCACCACAAGGGGUGAACCCCCGUUGAAGAAACUUCAGAAGAAGUUCACCUCAUUUGUUCUUGAGAUAGAGAAGGAUGAAGAUAACUAUAAAGACUGUGCAAAACUUUCCAAAGCUUUCUUACAGGAGUUGUCCACUUUUGAGAUUCCACUUCUCAAAAGCAAAGCCGUUAUUGAUGCAAACAUAAGAGAAAAAGAGAAUUUUAAUGAACUGAAAGAAGAGAUAAACAGGCAGAUAGCACAGGCGGAGGCUGACAUAGAAGAUCUAAAGAAACAACUUGAAGAGAGUAAGAUUGAAAGACAGCACAAGGAGGAGUGCGAGGCAAUUAGGAAAUUGAUUGCUUUGCAGCCACCAAGAUCAGAGACACAGAAGAUAAUUACAGACCUGGAGAAAGAGAUUGCAGCAUUAGAGGCAGAGAAUACAGCAGGUUCUAGGUUGCUGGAGCUUCGCAAGAAACAGUUUGCUCUCUUAUUGCAAGUGGUGGAUGAGUUGCAGAAUACUAUAGAAGAAGAGCAGAAGAAUUUGAUAGAGGAGAUGAGAAUGGCUGAAGAGCAGAAGAGUGGGUUAGAGGACGCUAGUGUGGGCUCAGAAGCCAUGGCUGUUGACUAGUCCAAUGUGGCAUCUCAGUUUAUCAGUUGUAAGGUUGUCAAUUCAAUCAAAACUUCUUUAUUUGUUCUUAAGUGCAGGUUUAUUUUGGUCUUCAGGAUUUUGUCCAAUGUUGUUGUGACAUAUUAUAAAGAUUUUGGAAUAUGACAGUUUAACAUCAGUUUUUCCAUAUGUAGAUACCAAGUUGUUGGAAUUGGGAAAAAAGAGUUUGUAAUCUAUUAGCAGGAUAAACAUGAAUGCAGCUGGCGUUUAUUUUCUAAUAUUGCUUUGAAAUGCAAAACUUGAUGGUUUGAAUGGUCU
Pistacia vera is the source of this 2325-nucleotide messenger RNA. RefSeq names its product THO complex subunit 7A-like. The transcript has 3 exons. The record is from RefSeq and is a predicted model, not a curated record. Lineage: Eukaryota; Viridiplantae; Streptophyta; Magnoliopsida; Sapindales; Anacardiaceae. Bases 1306 to 2028 code for a protein of 240 amino acids. Gene Ontology annotation, biological process: mRNA export from nucleus; mRNA processing. Gene Ontology annotation, cellular component: THO complex part of transcription export complex.